Molecule: messenger RNA, 756 nt
Organism: Rotaria socialis
Lineage: Eukaryota; Metazoa; Rotifera; Eurotatoria; Philodinida; Philodinidae
Source: the annotation of a GenBank genome assembly
AUGCUUCGAAUCUAUUUAUCAAACAUAAUCCGUCCUCAGCUAUCUUUGUCAGUUCGCCAUUUCGCAACUAAACGGCGAGAACUCGACGCAGUUAUAUUCGAUGUCGAUGGUACUCUUAUUGAUACUGUGGAUUUUCAUGCAAAAGCUUGGCAUGAUGCAUUAGAAUAUUAUAAUAUUAAAUCAAAUUUAUCUGAUGUUCGUAUGCAAAUUGGUAAAGCUGCGGAUCAAUUAUUACCUGUGUUCGCAACUGAAGAGCAAAUAAAAAAAUAUGGUAAAGAAAUUUCCGAGAAAAAAGCAAAACUAUUUCAAGAUGAUUAUCUUCAUCAAAUAAAACCAUUUCCCGGUGUUCGACAAUUGUUUGAAUUAAUCAAACGACGAAAUAUACUAAUUGCACUUGCUUCAUCAGCACAAACUGAUGAGUUAGAACUUUAUAAACAUAUUGCUAAUGUUGCUGAUCUCAUUGAUUGUCAAACUAGUUCAAAUUCAAAAGAUGUCAAGCGAUCUAAACCGUAUCCUGAUAUAUUCUUAGCAGCAUUGAAAUUAUUAAAAUAUCCAUCGACUGAUCGUGCCGUUGUUGUUGGUGAUACGCCGUGGGAUGCGCAAGCUGCUCUAGCAGCAAAAUUACCAAUUGUUGGAGUACUUUGUGGUGGCUUUGAGAGAGAAUUAUUGCGUAAAUCUGGUUGCGCAUGGGUUUAUCGUGAUAUAAUUGAAUUGACAGAAAAUUAUGAUCAAGUAACAAAGGAUAUUUUAAAAUAG